GCCGGUGUUUUUUUAAAGAAAACACACUAAAAGGAGAGGUGGAUAAAUAUGUUCAUUCAUGUGGACGUAGCUCACAACACUGUGCACACUUCCGAAGUUUGUGUUAAUUUGUAGAUUUAUUUUUUAAAGGAAUUUAAUCGCUAUGGACUGUGUUUUAAAGAUUUUCUUAGUGGUCUCUUGCUUGGCCGCAGUACAGUCGGCGCCCAGACAGAAGAGGCUCACAGUCGCUGAGAAUGAACCGAAUCAUUAUUACAAUAACAACGAUGGUCAUGGAAUAUAUUCCUUUGGUUACGACGUAUCAGAUGUCGCAACUGGGAACACUCAGUACCGCUCAGAGCAGCGUUACUCCAAUGGCACGGUUACUGGCGGCUAUGGUUACGUAGACCCGAAUGGUGUACCACGGAGGUUUCGGUAUAUUGCCGAUAAACUUGGUUACCGGGUAUUCCCAGACUUACAAAGGAAUCAACCCUAUGUCUUACCUCAUUCUGGGACCGAAGCUACUGAGUCAUCCAUCACUUGGACAAGACCUCCAAAACCUUACAAGAACAAAGUUAUCAACAACUUUGUUGCACAGCUUGGCACAAUAUUUGCUAAAAACAAUCUCAUUUGAAAACAAUGGGUGAACUCUCUGAGUCGUUAAGCAUUUAUUCAUCAUUUUCACUUUAGCUUUAAAUUAUUUAUUUCAUAUUUAAAACUAUGUUCUGUCAACUAUUUAUCAAAUCUCAUCUUAUCUAAAUCUUCUUCAUUAUCAUUAUUAUCAUCUGCCACAACUUCUUUUCCAUUUUGUUUAGAAUUAGUUAUUUUGUCCAUAUAUUUCUUUUUUUCGCGUCUAACUUCAGAAGAGUAAAUUGUUUGCACUAAAUAAUGCAUAUUAUUUAGUUGUAAGCUCAUCGCAUUACUUCAUAUUGAAAAUGAAGUUGGCCAUAUUGGGCAAAAAAAACUCGUCAUCAUCAUUUCUAUUAACUAUUUAUACUAAAAAGGUUAUAACAGAUAAAAUGCUAAAAGAAAUCAGAAGAAUAAAACUAAGUGACACUGUCAA
Trichoplusia ni (cabbage looper) is the source of this 1039-nucleotide messenger RNA. RefSeq lists its product as uncharacterized. Gene Ontology annotation, cellular component: chitin-based extracellular matrix. Lineage: Eukaryota; Metazoa; Arthropoda; Insecta; Lepidoptera; Noctuidae. The record is from RefSeq and is a predicted model, not a curated record. The transcript has 4 exons. Bases 143 to 610 code for a protein of 155 amino acids. Gene Ontology annotation, molecular function: structural constituent of chitin-based larval cuticle.